GUGAGGCCGUAAUUUACACUGAGUGCCGCAGAACACAAGAAGGAACGAACACACACAGAUGCACACACACACACAGACGAUCACGCACUCUUUCCAAACAAGCAAACAAACAAGAAGCUCAGGAACAAUAUAAACAAGCAAGUGUAGGGAGAAUCAGCAGGAAGGACAGAGGCAGAAAACUGUGAUAGAAACAGCAGCUGAACAAAGUCAUCAUGGAGAAGAGAUUCAUUUAGAAGGCAGAAAAAUCAGAAGCUGGACAUCAUGCUGCUGCUGGAUGAGUCAGACUCUGUAACAGAUCAGGAUAGAAGUGUGGGUUACAGCUCUGAAAAUGAAUCUCAGGGCAGUGACUGUUUGCAAUGGCACUGUGGCCCACCCUCUUCUUCUCUUUUGAGUGAAAAUCAAGCACAAAUGUCAUCAUGCCCUCUGUCUCAUCUGGAGGGUCACGGUCAGAAUCUUGGCCUGAACAGCAACAAGAAGAGAAUCUCAAAACCUGCACACAUGCGGCGGAACAUCAGGAAGGUCCCAUUAAGAUUAACAGAAAUCUCUUCUUCCAGGGAGUCCUGUCCAAGGAAGUUGUUGAAAGAGCACCACUUAGAUGCUAUAACUAAAGUGGCCCGACUUGAAGAGACAGAGAGACUUAAGCACCUGAAUCAACAGAGGACCAACUUAACUGUAGCUUCUGAGCUUGUGUGCACACAUAUGCUAGGAGAUCUGUGUGAAUGUGUAAGUUAUGGCUCCAAAGGAAGUGCAGCAUUUGUGCAAACAAGCAACAGCAGUAAGGCACACAGCAUCGAAGUGUCAGUACUCCAAACAACUCCCUCUACAAGAGACCAAAGUUCAUUUGAGAACACCACCUCAUGCUUUAUCAGCAAAUCGGACAGUAAGGAUGGUACGCGCAGUGUUGUGCAACUUAGUUCUACUGUCAACCAACCAGAUGCUCAGGGACGAGUCCUCAUCAACAUCAAUCACCCAGAGGAUGAAAGUGACAUCUACCUCUCUCCUCAAAUUGCCCGUAUUAUCAAACCUCAUCAGAUUGAUGGAAUCCGGUUUCUGUACAGUAACCUGGUUGAGUCACAGAAGCGUUUUAAAAGCACCCCUGGUUUUGGCUGUAUCCUGGCUCACAGCAUGGGCCUGGGUAAAACUCUACAGGUCAUCUCUUUCAUCGACAUCCUGCUGCGCCACACUGGAGUUCACACCGUGCUCGCCAUCGUCCCUGUGAACACACUACAGAACUGGUUGGCAGAGUUUAAUCUAUGGGUCCCGUCUGCUGAAGCCCUGCCACCCCACAAUGAAACUGGCCACAUUGUGCCUCGUAGCUUUAAGGUGCACAUCCUUAAUGACGAGUACAAGACCACAAGCAGCCGUGCUAAAGUAGUGGAAGACUGGUACAGAAACGGUGGUGUGCUGCUAAUGGGCUAUGAGAUGUAUCGCCUUCUCUCACUCAAGAAAUGCUUUGUUACUGGACGAAAGAAGAAGAACACAAAGUCAAAUGAGCCAGUAAUUACUGAUAUAGAUAAAGAGGAGCACCAGCAGGAGCUAAUGAAAGGCAUUGAAAGGGCUCUUUCUCAGCCUGGUCCAGAUGUAGUGGUCUGUGAUGAGGGGCACCGCAUUAAGAACUGGCAUGCCAGCACCUCACGGGCUCUUAAGAGCAUCGGGACGAUGCGUCGUCUAUUACUGACUGGGUACCCGCUGCAAAACAACUUAAACGAGUACUGGUGCAUGGUGGACUUUGUGCGUCCUGGUUUCCUGGGCACACGGCCCGAAUUCAGCAACAUGUUUGUGCGCCCCAUCCUAAAUGGCCAGUGUGUAGACAGCACGCCUGAAGAUGUGCAGCUCAUGCGCUACCGAAGCCAUGUGCUACACAGUCUGCUUGAAGGCUUUGUGCAAAGACGUGGACAUGAUGUGCUGUUCUCCCAGCUGCCACAGAAGCAGGAGCAUGUGAUAUUGGUGCGUCUGACAGCAUUGCAGCGCACACUCUACACUGCAUUCAUGAAUCGCUUUAGAGAGGCUGGAAAUACUGGUUGGCUCAACCUUAACCCACUUAAAGCCUUUUGUGUCUGCUGCAAGAUCUGGAAUCAUCCUGACAUUCUGUUUGAGGCACUUCAAAAGGAGAAUAUGGCCAGUGAGCAGGAUCUGGACAUGGAUGACAUUACUGCUAGCAAUGCUUACUGCUCAGCCAGCAAGAGGGCAAAACCCAGUGAAUCAAGUAGCAGUCAAAGAGAUAUUACAUUACAUCAGCUGCAGGAAAAAAACAACCAGGCUAUUACAUAUGAAUGGGCAAAAGACAUCAUGGCAGGCUAUAAGAAAGGAAUUUUAGAAAAUUCAGCUAAGAUGGUGCUGUUUUUUCACAUUGUUGAGGAAAGCGUCAAGAGUGGAGAAAAGGUCUUGGUUUUCAGUCAGAGUUUAUCUACGCUUACGGUCAUUGAAGAAUUCUUGGGCAAAAGAACAAUGCCGGACUAUAGUGGAAAUGGUGUGAAGCAGACCUGGGUCCGCAAUGUCAACUACUAUAGGCUGGAUGGAAGCACCUCAGUUUCAGAGCGAGAAAGACUUAUCAAUCAGUUUAAUGACAUGACAAACAACUCUUCUUGGCUUUUUCUUCUGUCCACCAGGGCUGGAUGUCUUGGUGUAAACCUGAUUGGUGCCAGUCGUGUGGUGGUGUUCGAUGCCUCUUGGAAUCCAUGUCAUGAUGCUCAAGCUGUUUGUCGUGUCUAUCGCUAUGGGCAGCGCAAGCCAUGCCACAUCUACAGACUUGUGUCUGAUUUCACCUUGGAAAAGAAAAUCUAUGAUAGGCAGAUUUCCAAACAGGGAAUGUCUGAUCGUGUGAUAGAUGACUUGAAUCCUGUUCUGACAUUUACACACCGGGAGGUGGAGUCUCUGCUGCACUUUGCUGAAGACGAGACUAAUCCAUUAGACUCCACCCACCUACUCCAACCUCAGGAAGACAUGGAGACAGUCCUCAAGGAAGCCUGUAUGAGAUAUCCCCACCUUAUCACCAAGCAACCCUUUCACCAUGAGUCCUUAAUGAUGGACCGACAAGACCUCAAACUCACAGAAGAGGAGAAGCAAGAGGCUAAAAAGAGCUAUGAAAAUGAGAAGAGAGCAUCAGUGCCCUACACACGUCCAUCAUAUGCACACUAUUACCCAGCUAGUGCCCAAAGCCUUACCAACAUCCCAGCCUUCAGCCAGAGAAACUGGCGGCCUCCUUCACAAUUGAAGAAUAAGCCAGCAGCCAGUAUUCAACUGGCAGAGACAACCCGAACACCCAUAAUGCACCAGAAUGAAGGCCAAAAGGAAGACCCGAAGAAAAUCCAGGAUUCUGCCCCCCAAGAUUUAAGAUUAAGCUCCAAAUCUGAUCUCAACUUUCCAGUCACUUACCUGCAGAAAGCAGGAGUCUUUGUACAGAAGACUGUCACCACCACAGAUAUUGUCAUUCCUGGUACAAACGAUUUGUCAGACAGACCGACCAAGAUAAGUGCAGGUGAAAGCAUCCACAUCAUCAGAGGAACGAAAGGAACAUACAUUCGGACGUCAGAUGGACGAAUCUUUGCCAUCCGUGCUGUGAGAAAAUGCAAACAGUGUGAAGAGAAAGACUUAACAUCUGCACUGGAGAACUCCACCAGUAAGAGCAUCAGUGAUAGUGCGUCGCCUGAUGACACGCCAAAAAUCUUAACUCCCAAAACCAUGGCUCGCCCUCUAUUCUCAGAUACACCAGAAAUCCUAAGUGAGCUUCAGCAUUAUGCCAAAGUGCCACCUCUGCCUUUGUCAGGAGUGGCCAAUACAGAGACAAAAAAGGGAGUUAUGAUUCUGCCUCAAAACAACACUGCCACACCAGACAUAGAGAUGCCCUUGGACCUAAGAGGCACAAAGCGCAAAUCCACCUCACCUUCUACCAAUAAAUAUUGUUCCAAGCAGCAAACUCCAGAACCAAAAGGUUCUGUUCCACUAUCUGGACAGAAUUAUCCAUUCAAAGGCACUUACAGCAUUAAUUCCGCUAUCAGCCCAGGUGUAAACCAUGCCCUUCUGAACUCCGUCAGUUCCAUGUGGUCGCCCUACUUCCAACCUCAAGUUCCUACAGCUGAGCACCAACUCAUGUUCCCAAUAUCUCCUGAUAGCUACAGCGUUAGAGAAAGGGCGUUGCCCAGCUCCUCCCCAACAUCCUCCAGCAUCACCUCUAGUACGGCAGCAAGUUCCUCCUCCUCUAUUUCAGUUGGUUCAUCAUGCCUGAUGAGUCAUCAGGUACCUGGGAUGUUGCCACCAACAUAUCUUACACAAUUUAGGCAACCACUAAAUAUGUACUCAUCUACUCACAAGCAUCAAGGGAUUCCAGGGAAGGCAGCGUCUAGUUUCCUGCCUCAAUAUUUGUCCUCUAGCUCACAAGGUGGUGCUAAUAAGUCUUGUCUUGUUGGAGACAACGGAGCACCAAGAUCCGAGGACAGCAGUCAUAUUUGUGACAGUCAUGGUGAUGUAAUUGCAAUGAUGGACCAGUGAGAGAAGACCCAUGUUGCAGAAACCGGAAAAAUGUAAUUGAUUUUGAAAACCAAGAAUCUGAUUGGACAGGAUGGGCCAUCUGAAAAUGGUUUCAGUUUCAGAUUGUGGAUAGUGUUUGGGAUUCUGGCUGCAAAUCUGAACAAAGUGAAAACAAAUCCAUAUGCUGAAUAAUUUAUUUAUGGUGUUUUGUGGGGAAAUUGAAACUUUUUCAAUCUCACUGACUUUUUUCAAGCUACUAUACAUGUUGGGGUUAACCAAGACCUGCACUGUUUGGGAAUCUGAGAGGAUUCAUCUUAAGGAGUUUAGAUGUUACCUAUUAAGUGGUGGUACAGAUAGUAAGUAGUUCAGUAAGAAUUCUAUGUCAUUUAUUUGUGCUGUGAAAAUGGCUGUAAUUGUUAUGACCCAAAGACAGGCUAUGAAAUAUGACAAUUAAAUAGUCAGAGACAGAGCAGUAAGCAGGGGUGGAAAUACUUCUGUAAUUGUCAUUCCUUACUAUUUUAAGUAUUACAUUCCCAGGGCAAAAUGUAUCCAACAGUGUCUAACUUGAGGAUGAACAAUUUUCUACCUUUGUGAAAUGUUUCCGUAUGCUAGAUGGAAAAAAUACUCCACAGAAGGCAUGAACUCCAUAUCAUUUGAAAUAUCAAAUUAGCUAACACAAACUGGUUAUAUUUAUACGAGUUAUCAAGUUUUCUUUUGUAAUGUGAGACUAACAUUUAUUAUUUACUAAGCUAAUAUGCAAAAGUUUGCUAGGCAAGCAAGUUCAAUGUUUUUAAAAUAUUUACAGAAUAUUGUACUUGUGAAUAAUUAAUUAGCAAAACACACAGCAUUAGUCAUGCAUAUGACCAGCAACCUUAGAGAUUAAAUUAUGUUUUAGGUUAUUUUCACAUGAAAGUGAAAAGUAUAACUUGAUUUCAUCAGUUAAAUAAAAAAAAAAUGGAACUCCUUUAUUAUUCACUUGCGCACACUUUUGGCUGGAUGCUUAUUGAUUAAGCUUUUCACAGAUUAUUAAACAUUUGAACCAGGCCUAUAUGAUUGUUUUAAAUAUACAAUUUUUUGUUCUUUUUCCACCCUUGUCUGUGAGGAAUUGAAAGCGUGAUAAGGCAUGAGAUGUGUCUAUAGUCAUGACUAAACGGCCAUUACAAUUAAAAUGCAGUGCUCUUAAACAUACGCAUAAGAAUGUAUCCUUUCAUCUGCCUUUGUCGCAGUUUUGCACAGGCCUUAGAUGUGAAUGUAGUGGUGAGGGUGAAUGGUUCAGGAGCAUGUGUGCUCCAAAUUUCAGCCUGUAUUCUUGCUUAAGUUUGAACAUGCUAACGCUGAUUAGGUUAAUAAAGAAAUUUCAAAAAUAAAAAUAAAAAGUUUUGCAUUGCCUGUCUGCUCGAGCAUAAUUUAUUUUUUGGUAAAUGUCACAAAAAGCUAACAAAAUUGGGUUUUCUUUAAUAAAUUGAAAUUAUAUGAUUUCUUAUGUUUUUUUCUGAGAUUUUUGCUGUAGUUAAAUUUUAGUGGCCUAACUUUCACACCAAAUAAGAAUACUGCAAAUGUGGUAAAGUAUAAUGUGUUACACCAGCUUACCUCAUUUUUGUAAUUGUAUGUGAUUUUUCUUGAGUUAACAAUCUACAUCAUGCUUCUGCUUACCUGUUUCCAAUGCUCCUCCCUUUCACAUUCCUUUUGCAUUAACCUAAUUAGAAAACGGUUUAAGAAAUUGUAUCCUACUUUGUGACACGCGUUCUUUCAUUGUGUUUCUUUUGAUUAAGACAUUUGAUGUCAUUCUUUUUAUUUGUGUUAAUUUUUACAUUUACAUGUUACUACUUCAGAGAUUUAUAAAAGUAAUUUAUUAUAUUCAUACAAAUUUAUUCAUUAAUUCUUUUUUAUAUCAGCAGUUUCUCGCUACACACAAAUAAGUCUAGAGGUGAGUGUGUGUGUGUGUAAAAGUGUUUGUACUUGACUGAAGCAUGUGAAAUUUACUGCCUGUGAAUCCAAGGUUUGUUAUGAUUGGUGUAGCUUAAAUUAAUGCUAUCACUGUAAAACCUUUUUCGUAUGUCCCAGUGUUCCACGUCCUUUGCUUACUACUUUUGACUUAUGGUAAUUAUUGAAUGAGUUCCAUGUAGGGUUGAUGUUGUUUAUUAAGGAAAAAAACACUGGUUGUAUGUAUAGCUCAAUGAUCACACUCAAAUGAUAUCAAACUGAAACUGUUCAAUGUGUUCUGUGUAGUUUUUUAGGAUUGUAAAUAAAAAAAUUAUUAUGCUUUAA
Molecule: messenger RNA, 6735 nt
Organism: Silurus meridionalis
Lineage: Eukaryota; Metazoa; Chordata; Actinopteri; Siluriformes; Siluridae
Product: helicase ARIP4-like
Exons: 22
Coding region: 262-4488 (1408 amino acids)
Cellular component (GO): nucleus
Molecular function (GO): ATP hydrolysis activity; ATP-dependent chromatin remodeler activity; ATP binding
Source: RefSeq, a predicted model, not a curated record